GAAGUAACUUUCCUGGGAUUUGGGGAUGUAAAGGACCUGCGGAUUCCUCUCUUCUCUUUAUUUCUUCUGAUCUAUGUCUACACGAUGGCUGGCAACAUCCUCAUCAUUGUCCUAGUAAUUUCUGAACCACAGCUUCAUACCCCCAUGUACUUCUUCUUAUGCAACUUGUCCUGCUUGGAUAGCUGCACAGUUUGCACCAUCCUCCCAAAGAUGCUUGCUUCCUUCCUGACUGGGGAUGGAAAUAUAUCACUAUGGGGCUGUAUUGCUCAGUUUUACUCUUUUGCUUCCCUAACCGCUACACAAUGUUACCUCUUAGUGAUGAUGUCUUAUGAUCGAUAUUUAGCCAUCUGCAAACCUCUGCACUAUGUCUCUAUUAUGAACACUAAGCUAUGCAUUCGUCUGGCAGCUGGCUCUUGGAUCAAUGGAUUCAUAGAGAUGUCAGUAUUUGUCAUAUUGAUAUCACAUUUAGUAUUCUGUGGCCCCAAGGAUAUUGACCAUUUCUUCUGUGAAAUAACCCAAAUUGUGAAACUUUCUUGCAGUGAAACAAAGACCAUCGAGCUUAUGCUUACUGUGUUUUCAUCCAUCUUUACCCUGCCACCAUUUAUAGUAACUGUGGCAUCCUACAUAUAUAUCAUCAAGAACAUCAUGAGAAUCCCAUCCACCACUGGGAAGAAAAAGGCUUUCUCCACUUGUUCUUCUCAUCUUAUUGUAGUUUCAAUUUUCUAUGGGACCCUGGUACUUGUUUAUGUGGUUCCGAAGACUGAGAAGUUGAGAGCACUAAACAAAAUCUUUGCUGUCUUUUAUACUGUUUUGACUCCACUGCUCAAUCCAAUGAUAUAUAGCUUGAGAAACCGAGAGAUGAAGGAAGCCCUCAGAAAGUUUCUGAAGAAAUGUGUCUAG
Messenger RNA from Gekko japonicus, 900 nucleotides. RefSeq names its product olfactory receptor 56-like. The coding region runs from base 85 to 900 and encodes 271 amino acids. The transcript has a single exon. The record is from RefSeq and is a predicted model, not a curated record. NCBI's taxonomy places the organism in Eukaryota, Metazoa, Chordata, Lepidosauria, Squamata, Gekkonidae. Gene Ontology annotation, biological process: G protein-coupled receptor signaling pathway. Gene Ontology annotation, molecular function: G protein-coupled receptor activity; olfactory receptor activity. Gene Ontology annotation, cellular component: membrane.